AUGGCUGUACGAACAUACACAGCCAUACUUGCUGGCAUCUGCUACUUUGUCACAAUUCCGUUUCUCAUCCUCGUCCUCAUUGGCAACACCCACCAAACCUCCAUCCUCGAAGACAUCUACUUCUUCAAGCUCGACGUCUCCCACAUCAUUCCCAUUUCUGUCGAGAACUCGAACCUGCUCAAUUCCGUGGCCCGGAGCCUCGGUCUCCAUGACUUCUAUCAGGUUGGCGUGUGGAAUUAUUGUGAGGGCUACAACGAUGAAGGCGUAACGUUCUGCUCCCCGCCCAAAUCCUUCUUCUGGUUCAAUCCCGUCGAAGUCCUUGUCGGUGAACUCCUCGCCGGUGCCCGAAUCGCUCUGCCGUCCGAAGUCGUCACCAUCCUCACCCUCCUCCGCAUCGGAUCCCAGGUCAUGUACGCCUUCUUCAUGUCUGGCAUAGUUCUCAACUUCGUCCUCCUCCUCCUAACACCCCUGGUCCUCAAGACUCGCUGGUUCAGCCUCUGCACGUCCCUCAUCGGUGCUGUUGCCGGCAUUGUCCUCACCGUGGCGGCCGUCAUAGCCACCGUCAUUAGCGUGGCUGCCAAGAUUGCUCUAACGGCCCAGGACCAGCUGAAUAUCCACUGUGAUAUCGGCGGCAAGAUGUUUGUCUUCAUGUGGAUAGCCGCAUUGUUGGCAGAUUUUGCAUUCCUUUUGCAUGCCGCCAUGGGAUGCUGUUGCGCACCAGAAAAGAAAAACAGAGGACUCAACUCAGGAGCGGUAUCACCGUCCGGGUCGGGCAUGCAAGAAAAGGACGACUCCUAUUCGAUGCCCAACUUUGUCCGUCGCAGAAAGGGCAUGUCAUGA
Messenger RNA from Trichoderma virens Gv29-8, 840 nucleotides. RefSeq lists its product as uncharacterized. Gene Ontology annotation, cellular component: cell cortex of cell tip; plasma membrane. The record is from RefSeq and is a predicted model, not a curated record. The transcript has 2 exons. Bases 1 to 840 code for a protein of 279 amino acids. Gene Ontology annotation, biological process: fungal-type cell wall organization. Lineage: Eukaryota; Fungi; Ascomycota; Sordariomycetes; Hypocreales; Hypocreaceae.